Molecule: messenger RNA, 2048 nt
Organism: Pelagomonas calceolata
Lineage: Eukaryota; Pelagophyceae; Pelagomonadales; Pelagomonadaceae
Source: the annotation of a GenBank genome assembly
CGUAGGUACGGCCGUGCGGGAAAUGCACAAUGCAGCAACGGCGCCGCAGUGCCUGGGUGUCUCGUGACUGGCAGUAUAAGCGACGUUAAACCUAAUCACGUAACAGUCGUGUUUUCCACUUAAAUUUUCUGAUGUCAUAUUGGUACUCCAUUAUAAUGCGGGCCAGCUGCUGGGCAUCCAUCUGGGCCGUCACACAGGAGCGGCGCCUCACUCGCCCUGCCGUACUGUUUAAUCAUGUCCCUAGCACGGGAGGAUCAACCUGGGAAGUACUUUGGAGUCGUUAUGCUUGCGCAAGUAACUUGACAGCUUGCCCCUAUUCUGAAGCAGUCGGUCGCACGAUUAGUGCUGAUCGUCCGGCGUCGGGAACUCCCUACUGUAAGCCUUCUGACGACGUCGUUGCUAGCCACAUGACGCCAGCUGGAUUUCGCGCGCUCCGCGCCGCACGCGCCGCUUAUUUGCCGCAAAAAAAGUACCUCACCGUCACAAUGGUCCGCGAGCCCUGCGGUGCCACCCUCGCGCGAUUUCUGCACCCGCAGCAUGCGCACCAUAGCAUCGUUCCGCGGCUGUGCGAGGUAGAUGCCUUCAAAUUAACGUAUGAGAGACCACAUGCUAGAGAAGACGUAGACAAAAAAAACACACAGGUCCGCUCUGUUGCUCUUGGGGCCCCAAACGCGACAACCGCGUUCGAGGUGGCGCUGAACGAGUGGAUUGGCGAAAUCGCGAGCGGGGGUCACGCUGCCAAGUACCUCUACGUCCAAACAAUAUACCUCUUUGGCGCUCGGCUCAAGUCAGAGGCUGCUGCAUAUGAGGCACUGCGUUCUUACGACUUUGUCGGUCUCACCGAGCAGUUUGACGCAUCUGUUUUGAAGGUUUUCUCCAUGAUCGGCUGCUCGUGUGCUGCAGCGUAGUGGAGGGGGGGGAUUAUUUGCACAACCCCAUAGUCCCAUCGCAGGCCGCCGGCGUAUGUCCUGACAAACAGCGCAGAUUCCAAAGCUGACGCAGAAAAAGGCCCUAUCAGCCGUGUGGGCGCGCUCCGUGCAAAAUUGUUGCGCGACGGCAGCUGGUAUCGCGUCCGAGCUACUGAGGCCGCCGCCGAUGGUGAUGUCUUAGAUGAUUUUUACCUUUAUGCAGCUUCAGAAAAGCGCUUCGUUGCUUCUGGACCUCCAUCAGCCAACAGACUCGCCUCCUACAGGGCAUCAUUUGCAGGCCAGCAGCCACCGAUGCUACAAAGUGCUUGGUUUAGUGGUAAUUCCCGAGUGGCUCUUGGAGAAGUCGACUAUAGUAACACGGGCAACUGGCGUGCCCACUGGAUUUGGCCUCUGUCGUGCGUCCGAGCCCCUCAGGAGCUGGUUCGCGACGCGUGCGAAGCGCGGUGCACGGAGCAGCGCGUCCACCUAGCCGCCUGGAGUGAUUUUAUCGAUGCGGUGGUAGCAGGGUGCCCUGCGUGCCAACCGUAGAUCCGAAUCUAGGCGCCCUGGACCGUAGACUUAGAUAGUCGACGAAGAAACAAUUCUGCGGUGAGUUGCACCGGCCGCGCACCACAUAGCACCGCGCAUUGCAACAAAUCUCCCGGGCAAUGGCUCCACGCCCAUUCAAGUUGCACAUUCCCUCCCUUCGUUCAAAGUCCUUACUUGCAAUAAUGGUCUCCGGUGCCAGCGGCCACAUUGCUCUGCGGGAAUUCAGGGUGAGGGAUUACCAUGAGAUGGGCAAGAUUCGACCCUACUGGUGUCCCGGACCGUUUCAUGUUGCUGAUUUCUUUUCCGAGUCGAAGCUAUUAAAGAAGAAUCUACUCACCACCAAUGCCUACAGAUUUUGCUACUUCUAGUAGAAAAAUGCCCCAUCCCUAUCACUUCAAGUUGAAGUUGCCAGUGAUCUGCGCGACAGGUCGAACAGGACGGCGUGCUCUAGAGGCGUACUCAUCUGGGGACCAAUGUCCGGCUUAGGGAUACUAGUCCCAUGCUCCCUGGCUGCCAAAGGCGGCUGGGUUGAAUACCCGGAGCUUCGUAGACGUAAAUAAAGACCGUAUGUGCCCAUAUACUGUACGUGCC